AUGUAUUUAUUAUUUCUUUCUUUUCUUUCUUUCAUAAAUUCAUACGUAUUUAUUAUUUCUUUCUUUUUGUUUCUUUCAUCAAUUCAUAUGUAUUUAUUAUUUCUUUGUUUUCUUUCUUUCAUCAAUCCAUAUGUAUUUAUUAUUUCUUUCUUUUUUCUUUCAUUUAUCAAUUCAUAUGUAUUUAUUAUUUCUUUCUUUCUUUUAUUUCUUUCAUCAAUUCAUAUGUAUUUAUUAUUUCUUUGUUUUCUUUCUUCCAUCAAUCCAUAUGUAUUUAUUAUUUCUUUCUUUUUUCUUUCAUUUAUCAAUUCAUAUGUAUUUAUUAUUUCUUUCUUUCUUUUAUUUCUUUCAUCAAUUUAUAUGUAUUUAUUAUUUCUUUUUUUUUGCUUUCAUCAAUUCAUAUGUAUUUAUUAUUUCUUUCUUUUUUCUUUCUUUCAUCAAUUCAUAUGUAUUAAUUAUUUCUUAUUUUUUUCAUUCUUUGAUCAAUUCGUAUGUAUUUAUUGUUUGUUUCUUUCUUUUAUUUCUUUAAUCAAUUCAUAUAUAUGUAUCAUUUCUUUCUUUUUUCUUUCUUUCAUCAAUUCAUAUGUAUUUAUCAUUUCAUUGUUUCUUUUCUUUAUUUCAUCAGUUGAUAUGUAUUUAUUAUUUCGUUCUUUUUUCUUUCUUUUAUCAAUUCAUAUGUAUUUAUUAUUUCUUUCUUUUUUUCUUUCAUCAAUACAUAUGUAUUUAUUAUUUCUUUCUUUCUUUUAUUUCUUUCAUCAAUUCAUAUGUAUUUAUUAUUUCUUUGUUUCUUUUCUUACUUUCAUCAAUUCAUAUAUAUAUAUUAUUUCUUUCUUUUUUUCUUUUUUAUCAAUUCAUAUGUAUUUAUUAUUUCUUUCUUUCUUUUCUUUCUUUCAUCAAUUUAUAUAUAUUUAUUCUUUCUUUCUUUUAUCAAUUCGUAUGUAUUUAUUCGUUCUUUCAUUUUUUUCUUUCAUUCAUAAACUCAUAUGCAUUUAUUUUUUGUUUCUUUCUUUUCUUUCUUUCAUCACUUCGUAUGUAUUUAUUAUUGCAUUGCUACAUUUCUUUCAUCAAUUUAUAUUUAUUCAUUAUUUCUUUUUUCUUUCUUUCAUCAAUUCAUAUGUAUUUAUUCUUUCUUUCUUUUCUUUCUUUCUUUUAUCAAUUCGUAUUCAUUUAUUAUUCUUUUCCUUUCUUUCUCUGACUCAUAUGUAUUUACUUACUUUUCCUUUUUUUUCAAUAUAUAUAUAUAUAUAUAUAUAUUUAUUUAUUUUCUUUUUUCCAUUCUUGUAUCUUUCUUCCUUUUACUCAUUCACAGACUAUGUCAAUGUUACAAAGGAAAUCAGCAUCAUUUAUGGGUUUACGGCCAUAUUACCAUAA
Messenger RNA from Acanthosepion pharaonis, 1368 nucleotides. Lineage: Eukaryota; Metazoa; Mollusca; Cephalopoda; Sepiida; Sepiidae. The record is from the annotation of a GenBank genome assembly.